AUGUUAUUGCGAGAGGGAGGGUUCGAAGCGCACAAAUGGUGCUCCAAUUGUGACAGCGCACUGAAUGGAGUCCCGCACGAACUCCGUGAAUCUGAUUCUAGUUGUAAGAUCAAUGCGAACGACACUAUUCGAGCUUUAGGACUUGAAUGGAAUCCAAGGUCAGACAGGCUGCAGUUUACGACAAACACAAUAGGUCAUGUGUCUACAAAGCGCGAGAUGCUGUCCGCGAUUAGUAAAAUAUUUGAUCCCUUAGGUUUGAUAGGUCCCAUCUUAACUACCGCGAAGAUCUUGAUGCAAAACCUUUGGGAAAUCAAGUCGGACUGGGAUGAUCCGCUCCCAGAUUCAAUGCUAGACAAAUGGAGGGAAUUUCGGGAUUCCCUAGAUGAUCGUGAGUUAUACGUUCCUAGAUUAGUUGUUGGUACAUCUGUAAAUUGUCGAUAUUCCAUGUUUGGGUUUUGCGAUGCGUCCGAGAGCGCAUAUGGCGCAUGUGUAUACAUACGAUCGGUAAGUCAAUCUAGCGGAGAAACGACGGUUAGGUUAUUGUGCUCAAAGGUGAGGGUAGCCCCUUUAAAGAAGCAAUCUAUACCUAGAUUAGAACUUUGCAGCGCAUUACUACUAUCUAAGCUGAUCGACAAUGUAAAACACGCCGCUCACAUUGAAAUUGACGAGAUACAUGCAUGGUCUGAUUCCAUGGUCGUGCUAUAUUGGCUUCGCGGAGACGUAUCGCGUUGGAAACCAUUCGUAUCCAAUCGUGUGACGGAAAUUGUUGAAAUUCUGCCUGCCGUUCAUUGGAGUCAUGUGAGAGGUUUGGAAAAUCCCGCAGAUUUGAUCUCAAGAGGGGCUUCAUCGGCUCAGUUGAAGGAUAAUUCCUUAUGGUGGAACGGUCCUGGUUGGUUGACAGAUCAAUGCCCUGUUACAAGUAGAGAUUCCAAUGUGAGAUUUAACGACGAUGCUGUAUACAGAGCCGAGGUCGAAGCCAAGAGGUCCACUACAGUUUGCAACCUCAGUGUACCUCAACUAUUAGCCUCAAAUGAAACAAUCAACACGCUUAUCACGGAUUGUUCGGCGUUUACAAAGAUUGAACGGACAGUUGCCUAUUGCAUUAGGUUUAUUCACAACUGCCGUAAAAGACGUGAGGACAGAAUAUUGUCUAAUUUAACUGUGCUUGAAUUGGAGUUUGCAAGGCGCGAGGUGCUCAAGUACUCACAGUCUGUCUACUUCGCGGAAGAACGUAGAUGCCUGCAAAAUAAGCGAGAAUUAAACAAAUCCAGUUCAUUACUUCAGCUACACCCGUUCCUGGACGAGCAUGGCCUGAUCAGGGUGGGCAGACGACUUCAUGCCGCGCCAUGGAGUUUCGAUAGAAAGCAUCCCAUUCUGCUGCCUGUGCAGUGCCGGACCACACGCUUACUGAUUGAGAGAGAACAUCGAGCACUAUUGCAUGCUGGACCCCAAUUGGCAUCAAUACGCCAGCGCUACUGGCCAUUAAACGCAAGAGAUUUAGUGCGACAGGUUUGCCGUUCCUGUGUCUGGUGCGCUAAACACAAUCCAAGAGGACUAACCCAAGCGAUGGGAUCGCUGCCCCGCGAAAGAAUCCAUCCUUCCCGGGCAUUCACAAUCACCGGAGUCGAUUUUGCCGGCCCAAUCAUUACCCUCGUCAACAAAGGACGAGGAAGGAAAACGUGCAAAUCUUACAUAGCGCUGUUUGUUUGCUUCGCCACCAAGGCCAUUCACCUCGAAGCUACAAGUGAGUUAUCCACAACCGCCUUCAUGGCCACCCUGCGUCGAUUCAUCGGUCGUCGAGGCUUGCCAAGGAGGAUCUGCAGCGACAACGCCACCAAUUUUGUAGGUGCCAAACGCGAGCUGCAAGAGCUUUACACAUUUAUCCACGCAUCUAUCAACGGAGAAGUUGGAGACGCAUUGCAAGAAAGAGGUAUAGAAUGGAGAUUUAUUCCCCCUUAUUCACCACACUUAGGAGGUUUAUGGGAAGCAGGAGUUAAGUCUUGUAAAUAUCAUCUCCGUCGAGUCAUGGGCAACACCUUAUUUACCUUUGAGGAACUGGCAACGGUUUUGGUGCAGAUCGAAGCUUGCCUGAAUUCUAGACCCUUGUCACCCCUAUCUUCAGAUCCCUCUGAUUUGGAACCCCUGACACCCGGGCACUUCCUUGUAGGGGGGUCACUUGUUUGCCUUCCAGACAGGGAUCUGGCUACUUUGAAGAUUAACCGCCUUGACAGGUGGGAGUUAGUGCAGCGCUCAGUUCAAGAUUUUUGGAAACGGUGGGCGGCCGAAUAUGUGGCGAACUUGCAAAGCCGCGUCAAGUGGAAGACUCAGCGAGAGAAUCUUCAAGUCAACGAUCUCGUGCUGCUAAAGGAGGAUAACCUUGCGCCGUUAAAAUGGAAAAUUGGACGUGUCACCGAAGUUCAUCCUGGCAUGGACAAUUUAGUACGCGUAGCGACGGUACGCACGGCCACUAGUGUUGUUAAACGUGCGAUUGCCAAGCUUUGUAAAUUACCAGUAGUAGAUGAUUCUAUAAGAGAAGAUUAA
This is a messenger RNA of Trachymyrmex cornetzi, 2541 nucleotides long. RefSeq lists its product as uncharacterized. Gene Ontology annotation, molecular function: nucleic acid binding. The coding region runs from base 1 to 2541 and encodes 846 amino acids. NCBI's taxonomy places the organism in Eukaryota, Metazoa, Arthropoda, Insecta, Hymenoptera, Formicidae. The record is from RefSeq and is a predicted model, not a curated record. The transcript has a single exon. Gene Ontology annotation, biological process: DNA integration.